Molecule: messenger RNA, 1377 nt
Organism: Aspergillus tubingensis
Lineage: Eukaryota; Fungi; Ascomycota; Eurotiomycetes; Eurotiales; Aspergillaceae
Gene: rvb1
Product: RuvB family ATP-dependent DNA helicase pontin
Exons: 4
Coding region: 1-1377 (458 amino acids)
Biological process (GO): regulation of transcription by RNA polymerase II; box C/D snoRNP assembly; chromatin remodeling
Cellular component (GO): R2TP complex; Ino80 complex; Swr1 complex
Molecular function (GO): DNA helicase activity; ATP binding; ATP hydrolysis activity
Source: RefSeq, a predicted model, not a curated record
AUGGUCCAAAUCAGUGAAGUGAAGGGCAACUCGCGCGAGAACAGAACCGCAGCCCACACGCAUAUCAAGGGUCUUGGUCUACGACAAGAUGGCACCGCGGAGGCUUCAGGAGACGGUUUUGUUGGACAGGCAACUGCCCGUGAGGCAUGCGGUGUCGUUGUUGACUUGAUCAAGGCGAAGAAGAUGGCCGGUCGGGCUGUCCUUCUGGCUGGUGGACCCGGAACUGGAAAGACUGCCCUGGCCCUCGCCGUGUCGCAGGAGCUGGGAACCAAAGUCCCGUUCUGUCCGAUCGUUGGUAGUGAGAUUUACUCUGCUGAGGUCAAGAAAACAGAGGCGCUCAUGGAGAACUUCCGGAGGGCAAUCGGUCUCCGUGUUCGCGAAACGAAGGAAGUAUACGAAGGUGAAGUGACGGAACUCACCCCCGAAGAGACGGAGAACCCUCUGGGAGGAUACGGACGCACGAUCAGCCAUCUCAUCAUCGGUCUGAAAUCCGCCAAGGGUACCAAGAAGCUGCGCCUGGACCCCAGCAUCUACGAAGCCAUCCAAAAGGAGCGUGUCACCGUGGGAGACGUCAUUUACAUCGAAGCGAAUACUGGAGCCUGCAAGCGUGUCGGACGGUCCGACGCCUACGCCACUGAGUUCGAUCUUGAAGCUGAGGAGUACGUGCCCGUACCGAAGGGAGAGGUCCACAAGAAGAAGGAAAUCGUCCAGGAUGUGACACUGCACGAUCUGGACAUGGCCAAUGCGCGGCCCCAGGGUGGACAGGAUGUGAUGAGCAUGAUGGGACAGCUCAUGAAGCCCAAGAAGACCGAGAUUACGGAGAAGUUACGCCAGGAGAUUAACAAGGUCGUCAACCGCUACAUCGACCAGGGCGUUGCGGAGCUCGUUCCCGGUGUCCUCUUCAUCGACGAGGUUCACAUGCUCGACAUUGAAUGCUUCACAUACCUCAACCGUGCCCUCGAGUCUUCUAUCUCCCCCAUUGUCAUUCUUGCCUCUAACCGCGGAAACACCGUCAUCCGCGGCACCGACGACAUCUCCGCCGCCCACGGCAUCCCUCCCGACCUUCUCGCCCGUCUCCUCAUCAUCCCCACCCACCCUUACUCUCCCGAUGAGAUCAAGACCAUCAUUCGCCUGCGCGCCAAGACGGAAGGCCUCAGCAUCACCGACCCCGCCCUGGACAAGGUCUCCGAGCAUGGCAGCAAGGUCAGCUUGCGGUAUGCCCUGCAAUUACUUACCCCGGCUAGCAUCCUCGCCAAGGUAAAUGGACGCCCAGGCGGUAUCGAGGAAGCCGACGUGGCAGAGUGCGAAGACCUGUUCCUUGAUGCGCGGAGGAGCGCCACGAUCGUGAACCAGGAUAGUGAGAAGUAUCUCAAAUAA